Molecule: messenger RNA, 3426 nt
Organism: Biomphalaria glabrata
Lineage: Eukaryota; Metazoa; Mollusca; Gastropoda; Planorbidae
Product: ras-related protein Rab-11B-like
Exons: 6
Coding region: 263-910 (215 amino acids)
Biological process (GO): exocytosis
Cellular component (GO): recycling endosome
Molecular function (GO): GTP binding; GTPase activity
Source: RefSeq, a predicted model, not a curated record
AUUUUCAUGCGCAUUGAAACUAGGGGCGUUGAACAUCCGCCAUUUUUGUUAUCCCUUCAAAAAUUCUUUUGAAAGGGUUGUUCAACUACUGAAAAAUCAACGCCAUCUUAUGUCUACCAAAUAUUUAAAUUGAAUUGUCAGUCGAGGGCAACUAUUUGAGUGUUAAAUUUCGCCAUAUUUUCGCCCCGGGAUCAUAUAAACCGGGGCAUUUAAGUGUUUGUUUACACCUAUCUGCAAAGCGGAAGCGAACUACUGCAUCAAAAUGGGUACCAAAGAUGAUGAAUAUGAUUAUUUGUUUAAGGUUGUUUUGAUUGGUGAUUCUGGUGUGGGUAAAAGUAACUUAUUGUCAAGGUUCACACGCAAUGAAUUUAAUUUGGAAAGUAAAAGCACUAUUGGUGUUGAAUUUGCCACAAGGAGCAUACAAGUAGAUGGCAAAACAAUUAAAGCACAGAUUUGGGAUACUGCUGGUCAGGAAAGAUACAGGGCUAUUACAAGCGCGUAUUACAGAGGUGCUGUAGGGGCUCUACUAGUGUAUGACAUAGCUAAACAUCUCACUUAUGAAAAUGUUGAACGGUGGCUUCGGGAACUCCGUGAUCAUGCUGACCAAAAUAUUGUUAUCAUGCUGGUAGGAAAUAAAAGUGAUUUGAGACAUCUUCGAGCUGUACCAACAGAUGAAGCUAGAAAUUUUGCUGAAAGAAACAAUCUUUCGUUUAUUGAAACAUCAGCCCUAGAUUCAACAAAUGUUGAGUCAGCCUUCCAUAAUAUUUUGACUGAAAUCUACAAAAUAGUUUCCCAGAAACAGAUUCGUGACUCCCCUGAUGAUGACAACUCCCCCAGUUCCAAUGUGCAGACCAUCACAGUGGCACCUACUGACCUGAAAGGUCAGAGCAAGAAGCAGUGUUGUUCUUAAUGACUGUCUAGACAAUUAUUCACUUCUUUUCCUGGUUUACGCCCUUUUUGUUUAUUCCAAUUAUUCAUUAUUGAUAUUUAGAAACUGAUUUUUUUUUAUAACUUAGUAUAAAUAAAAUAUAUUUUCAUUGGAAAUGUAUCGAUUUUUUAAAAUUAUAUUUUUUUAAGUCAGGACACAAGAAGACCAUACCUUGAUAAUUCCUGAUAAGUUACUUGACUAAAUGUACACAAUUGUGCUAACAAAAUGGUCUAACCAGAAAUUACCCUUGGAGGAGCCAGUGAGGGGAGAGGAAAUUUUUUUUUUUUUUUUACUUAAUUUAUUCUUGAUAGUCUUGUAGAAGACUUGUAUAAAAGUGGAAUUCCUCAAAAAGGAGGAUAGCGACAUUUCUUGUACUACCUGAACCAUUAUUCCAUGGUUUAUCUGGCAGGUGUUGUUAUGGACAGGCAUGCGUUGAGUCAGUAUGUACUUGUGUGUAAACUAGCUCUUCAUUAUUACCAUUUUUAUCAUUUGACAUGAUUUAAGGAGAACUAUUUUAUGUUGUUUUUAGUUGUUUGUUUUUUUUAAUGACUAUUUAUAAAGAGUCAGUUCAUUGUCUUUUCAUGACCCCUUGUCCUUCAUUGAAAGUGGACUACAAAGAUUUGUAAAUGAUUGACUAUGUUGAACUGUUAAGUUUGUGUGGCCUGUCAAUAAUGAUCAUUAUUUGUAUAAAACUUCUGAUUAGUGUGUUGUUCUUUGCUGGGGAUCAGUUUAGAAUAACCUUGUCAAACACCUAACAAGAGUUGUAAGAAAUAAAAUCACUUUUAAUAAGAGAAAAGUAUGCAAGCCUUGACAGCAUCGUUUUGUUUAGGAUAUCAUUUGUACAAAACUGUAUAGCAUCAGAUGGCUAAUAUGAAAAAAGAAAUGUAAAUUUUUUGUUUGUUAUAAUCCUAAUUUGAAAAGUUGGGUAAAUUAAAAAGAAAUUUUCUUGAUAAUUCUGUGAUAUUGUCUGUUCACGUCUAUGUGUGGCCAGCGCAUACAACUGUGUUAAUGAACAAAUGAAUGACUCACUACUUAGGGCUAACCACACAUGAAACAAAAAAAAACAUUGAUGUGCAACUACAUUGCUCUUUUUUUUUUCUUAUUCAAUUUUUUCCCCCCUGUUUAUUUUGUAUUUAUGCCACUUCUGAAAUAGCUUAUCUUUUCAUUAAUCAGGCAUCAUUGCUCUUUAAAAUUGAUAAAUACAAUUAUCAGACAAAUUUGCCAGCAAUUAUCUUCUUUCUUUAUUACUGGAGAGAAAAUCUUAAGAAAUUUCUAUUCAACUUCUUUGACAGUGUAUUGCUGGACCUGUAUUGAAUUGGUCUUUCUUUCACUGUAUUGAAUAUAUGCUGCUUGUAUUGUGGAUAUGUCAUUUAUGGAACCAUACAUUUAAGUUUUAAAAAACAACUAAUCAUUGUCAUUCAACCAUGCUACAUUUUUUGUUGGGACCAAUGAAUGUUUAUUAGUUUUUGACCCAAUAAUUCUAUAGAAAUUGUCAUUUCAAAAACGAAUGACUGCUUUGAUAUAUAUGACCUUUUUUGUGUACAAAGUUUACUUUGUAUUGACUUAUGAUGCCACUAGUCUGUGACCUGGACUUGUAACUGCUGUUGUAUUAAUUGCACAACUAUCAGAAUAUAUUCAUUAUUGAUAGAGCAGGAUUACAUAAUUGGAUAAGUCCCCUUUAGUUGACUAUCAAUAUACUAUUUUAAAGAUACUCAAAUUAGCCUUCCCUCUUUGUAAACCUGCCAUUUAUUUUGAAAAGUGAAAACUGACUUGAGUUUAUAGACUUGUUAGCUCACCAGUUGGUGUCAGUUCUCUGGAGACUUUAAAUGUACACUAGUCUCCCACUACUUAUGAACUUUUCACAUUAUUUUGCUUGAGUCAUUGAAACUUAGUCCUCUGGCUUGGUAACACCGAUGAAUGUAGACUCACCAGGCCAGGGUGUGUGGACACUGCCACCCCUUGACAUUGAUAUAGAACUAUUGGGACUUACUGUGCAUAGCUAGAGAUGGACAUGAUGCAUUGUUUUUUAUAUGCACCUUACUCAGUGUAGUCUUUGCUUUCUACUAUUGCUGUGUGCUUUCAAGAUUAGAGCAGCCUUCAUUUGGAUUGGAAACAACACAAAAAUGUAAAAGAUACUAAGCCAUUUUUAUUGUUUUGAAUUUUUUGCAAUGACUGGCUCUUGUAUAAGUUUGAUGUGCUAUGUACCUACUAGUAAUUGUGUGUAUGACUGCCUGUUUGUUUUUGAUCUAUAACUGGUGUUGGUUAUAUUCACUGUAAUGUUGGUGCACAAAUUUUUACCACUAAUGGGGAUAUGCUAGGAAACAAACAGGGUUUCAUUCUAGAGUAAUUUACUCCUGUUUUCUCAAUCUCUAGUUGUCAUGUCAAGCAAUGUUGUUCCUUUUUUAAUGCUUGUUAUCCAAUCAUUUGUGCGAUAAAUGUCCAUAGGAUGAAAGUGAAUGUAACAUCUUGGAUGAAAUAAACAUUCAAUUGCAACAACU